Lingula anatina is the source of this 3494-nucleotide messenger RNA. RefSeq names its product Na(+)/citrate cotransporter. Gene Ontology annotation, molecular function: transmembrane transporter activity. Gene Ontology annotation, cellular component: plasma membrane. The record is from RefSeq and is a predicted model, not a curated record. NCBI's taxonomy places the organism in Eukaryota, Metazoa, Brachiopoda, Lingulata, Lingulida, Lingulidae. Gene Ontology annotation, biological process: transmembrane transport.
GGGGUACAUGUGAUUUAUUAUUAUGCAUUGAUGCGACCUGCUGUUGUGUUUGUUAUUCCUCCAUGUCAAGCCUGAAAGCUCUAGUGAGACAGGAAGUUGUAAAGAGAACUUCUUGGUUCAGGUGACUCUUAUGUAAUAGCCGGACUAUAAAGCUGUCCUUCUCUCAAAGUGUACUAUUACAGACUCAUUCUCUAAAAUAUAUACUGCUGGAUGUGAAACAGGUCAGAUGUCUCCUUAAGCAAGGUUUAAUAUUUAAAGCUUUGUUAUGGUACAAAUGCCUUGUCAUUGUGUGUUUGGUAAAUUAAAUAAUAACACCUUGUGCCAGGAGAAUGUGGUGUUGGAGACAGAAAAUGUUGCAGUUUUUAAAAACAACUAUUUGAAGUUCAUUUGGUAGGUAUUGAAGUGGAGCCGAGUGCAGCAGGAUCUAAGAACUAAGGUGUGCUUUGGGCUGAAAAUCAUAACAGAAAACUUAAUGGUUGAAGAUGGAGACUAGUGUGAUAUCAAGAAGAAGCUGUGCCAGAUCAGUGCUGAAGUUUAAGAAUACUUUCAUUCUUGUUUUCACUCCUCCAUUGGUGGCCGUAUUGAUAUUCCCCUUCACAUGUGCUGGGCCAGGGAAUACUGCAGCUACUAAUAGCACACAACAGUCAUGUCUACCUCAGAGGGCUGGGAGAUGUGCCUUUGGUGUUUUGGUUAUGGCAGUGUAUUGGAUGACAGAGGUGCUGCCCCUUGCUGCCACAGCUUUGAUGCCUGUUGUACUCUUCCCAAUACUAGGAGUGCUGGGCUCAAAAGAUCUGUGCAAAAAUUAUCUCAAGGAUACCAACAUGCUGUUUGUAGGAGGGCUAAUGGUGGCUGUGGCAGUAGAACACUGGAACCUUCAUAAAAGAAUUGCUCUGAGAGUGCUGUUGCUAGUAGGAUCCAAACCUAAGUGGUUGAUGUUUGGAUUUAUGAUCGUAACAGCCUUCCUGUCCAUGUGGAUCAGUAAUACAGCCACCACUGCCAUGAUGAUACCCAUAGUUCAGGCUGUUCUCUCCGAGAUAAAAUAUGCCUACGCUGCACAAAAGUUCAAUCAAGAAGUGGGGGUUGAGGAAGAGGAGCUGGAGCCUUUUCCAGUUGAAAAUGGAUCUAACACACUGGAGCUGGAGAAUGACAGUUCAGCACAGGCUGUGUCCUCUAGGAGACGUCUAAUGAUGACCCAGGUUUCCACUGUCAGCCAGUCCAGGGAUCCACAGUUCAAGAGUAUGUGUAAAGGUCUGAGCCUGUGUAUAGCAUAUGCUGCCAACAUUGGCGGUAUAGCCACACUCACUGGGACAGGACCCAACUUGGUGUUCAAAGGCAAUGUAGACAGUCGUUUUGGUGCAGGUGCUGGUAUCAACUUCAGCUCCUGGUUUGUGUUUGCUUUCCCCCUGAUGGUCAUCACACUGCUGGCCGCCUGGGUCUGGUUACAGCUGUUAUUUUUAGGAUGGAGGACUCUGUUUGGUAUAUGCAGUAGAAAACCUGAGUACGGUGAUGCUGGAGAUGCGGCAAAGAAUGUUAUCAGGAAAGAAUAUGAAAAACUGGGGAAAAUGACGUUUGCAGAGAUAGCAGUGCUGUGCCAUUUCACCCUGCUGGCCCUGCUGUGGCUGACCAGGGAACCAGAAUUCAUUGAUGGAUGGGAUGUCAUUUUUGAAGAUGGGUAUGUCACUGAUGCUGUUACUGCUAUGGUUAUUGUAAUGUCACUAUUUGUCUUCCCUUCACAAUGGCCUAAAGUGCUGUGUUGGAAGACUAAAGAUGUUGGUCCUGUGCCGCCAUUGUUGGACUGGAUGACAGUACAGCGUAAACUGGCGUGGAACGUUGUCAUCUUGCUGGGUGGAGGGUUCGCCAUGGCAGAUGCUUGCCAGCAAUCUGGUCUUUCUGAUUGGUUGGGUGAGCAGAUGUCCCUGUUGAAGGAUGUCCCUGUGUGGUGCCUUGUUCUGAUCCUCACCUUCACCAUAGCCUCCUUCACAGAGUUCAGCAGCAAUGUGGCCACUGCCACUAUAUUUUUACCCAUCUUAGCAGGAUUGGCCAAAACUUUGUCUGUCAACCCCCUGUACCUGAUGAUGCCAGUGACAGUGUCCUGUUCCUUUGCCUUCAUGUUACCAGUGGCAACUCCACCCAAUGCCAUCGUCUUCUCUUAUGGACAUCUUCAAGUCAAAGAUAUGGCCAAGGCAGGUGUUGUUAUGAACUUGAUAUGCAUUGCAUUUGUGAAUCUUGCCAUCAACACAUGGGGAAAAGCAUACUUCAACCUGGGAACCUUUCCCUCUUGGGGAGGUGGAGCCAACAUGACAUCUGGUGGUGAAAUCUUGAACUCCUCAGUCACAAUUAGUCCCACUGGCAGCACACAAACUUUCCUAACAAACUAUACAGGGAUUUAAAAAAGAAAGUGUAUGUAAAUAUGCACAUACAGGACACAAUAUGUGAGGAGAAAACCUCCCAUUUAAGUCAACAGUGGCCUAUAAAAAGGACAUCCUCCAUGACAUCCCGUCUUCCAGACAUCACACUGUGCCAACCUCUUCCCCUCACAGAAGGGUCCAUUGUUCAACUAUAACAUUCCCCAUUAUUAGUUUUAAUUUUUCAUCUUAGUGAAGUUUUAGAUAACUAGGAAUUUGAUGUGAAAUUGUUGUAUUUCUAGUCAUUGUUUUUUAAUAUUCAGUCAUGGAUUCAGGGAGCGGGUGCAUGUACACAAAUCUCACAUUUACGUGGUGAGGCAAAAAACAAAAACAAACUAUAAUGAGUGAAAAACAAGAUAAAACCAAGCAAUUUUGAGCUCUUUGUCUUACAUAUAAUUAAAUAAACUUGACUGUUUUAUAUCUUCCAAACUUUGCUCUGAUAAUUUUUAAUCCUUGUGCACUGCUCCCACCCCUUUAACAAAACUGUGGAUCCCACAUUGUGGUAUUUUGUAAGAAUUUACAUACCAUAAAAAUAGGUUGGACAGAAUUGUACUCAUAUUUUUCUGUGAAUUAUUUAGACCAUGAUAUUAUACUGUUAUUCUUUGUAAAUAUAAAAGGUCAUAAAUGCUCAACAUGAUAUUACCAGUAUAAAGAAGUUUGACAGGGAUUUUUUUUAAUGUGUAUAAUAUAAGGGAUGACUGUUUGUACUGGCCCUUCCAGUUCUUGCUGUACAUAACUGUGUUUGUUGAGAUGUAAACAGUGAAAUUGUGGCUUAGUUUUGUUGCUCUCAGCUUCAGAUUGUCAUGUACAUUCAUUGCACAUGAGCAGAAACCCAGUCCACCUUUGACAGACUUAUAUUGUUAAAGAUAUCAUACUAUGUGUAAAUGCUUAAUUGAGAUUGUAGAACAAGGGCUGCUUUAUGUGGGAUCUGAUAUAGUUUGGGGAUUAUUGCCAAAUAUUUGAAAGAAUUGUUGCGAUAUAUUUUUUAUAAUAUUAAUUAAAAAACUAUAAUGUUGUCUUCUAUUUAAAAAAGUGGUACAUAUAUUAUGAGCAAGACACUACAUCAUUUUUAAUAUUUUUUGAAAUGGU